UUUUGUUUGUGUGAUGGAAAUAGUGACGGUGUGAUCAAGAUGAGUUGGGACGAUUGAGGUUAUGUUAGUACUUGUAAACAUUGUGAUCGGUGGUGUGAUUUUACUGUAGUGAAAUUUUUCAUCUUAUUGAGUUAUAUUUUAAUUUUAGGAAUACUGUUCUAAGUUUAUAUAAUAUUAAAAAUGGCAGUUAAAUCUAAAAAAUCUAAAACUAGUAAAAUUAAAAGGAAUAAUAUUACAAAAACAAAACUAUACAAACAAGGCAAGAUCAAAACAAAAAAGCAAAAAAAUUCAGCUUCUCAAUCAAAUUUAAAUAAAAAAUUAAAAAAUGAAGAAACGAAACAGAGCACAACUCUUGAUGGUAAAAGUAUGCUAGAAAUGAUUGACACCAAAGAUCUGGAAUUCCUGAAGAAAGCAGUGCUGGACACAAGUUAUUCAUUUUAUAACAAAUUUGCGUCAAAGGAGAAAAGAACAAGCGGAAAAAAGGGCGAGGAUAAAAAUGACAACAUUGAAGAAGAAUACGAGAAGGAAAUAGAAUCAGAAAGUAAAAAGCCGAAAAGGACUCGUUACUUACUACCAGUCAAAACUUCUGAAGGUCUAGUGAGGCGCACCAUUGAUGAAGACGAACCUGAAGAAGGAGAAGAAAACGAAGAUGUUGGGACGAAAGAAGAUGAAGAAAUGCCCGAGGAGGAAGGCAUUGAAACAGAACUGCCAGUUGUGGAAGAGGAAGAAGAUUUGACUGAACCAUUAAGUACAGCAGAGAUCUUGGCUCGCAGGGAACAACUCAUUGCUCAAUACAAGUUUCGUAUUGGCCUUCUGGCUAGUGGCCUUUUGGAGGAUCCUCAGGCUAAGGUGAAGAAUAUAUCUUUGCUCCUGGAAACCAUCACUGAAUGCAAGCCAGAAGUUCGACUGACUGUUCAAAAACUGGUAGUGCUGUCUUUGACUGAAGUGUUUAAAGACAUUCUGCCGUCUUAUCAGAUAAAGCAUCAGGAGAAUUCAACUGUUAAAUUAAAAAAAGAGACAAAACUUCUUCAUGACUUUGAGAAGAGUCUUCUCAAAGGAUACAGAUUAUUCUUGAUGAGGUUAGAAAAAUUGGCCAAAAUUUUACACAAGAAGAAAGGAGACACACGAGUGCGCAGUGAGCAAGUAAUCAGACUGGGAGAGUUGUCGCUGGUUUGUGUUUGUGAGCUGUUGGUUAACCACCCAUAUUUUAACUACAGCCGUAACAUAGUCCAGAUGCUGACCCCAUACCUGGAUCACCCUCGAGAAUCGGUUAGAGGAGUAGUGGCUGGCUGUUACACCAAUGUCUUCAAGGAUGACAAGCGAGGAGAGAUUACACUCGAUAUUGUACGCCGUAUCAACCAUCUCGUAAAAUCUCGAUCACACACAGUCCACCAGGAGGUGAUAUCAGUGUUGUUGACUCUGCGCAUCAAGGAUGUCAAUCUAGACCAGGAGAAGGAGGCUGAAAUUAAGCAGAAGAAAUUCAUGACACACAAGCAAAAACUUCUGGCGAUGAGCAAAAGGGAGAGAGAAAAAUCCAAAAAAUUGGAAGAGCUGGAAAAGGAAUUGCUUGAAACAAAGGCGGAAGAAAAUAAAGAGAGCAAACAAAAGAAUUUGACAGAAGUGAUGAAAGUGGUGUUUACCAUUUACUUCAGGAUAUUGAAGAAAGCACCAUCAUCAAAAGUGCUAAGUGCGGCCUUAGAAGGUUUGGCAAAGUUUGCUCACUGCAUCAACCUGGAUUUCUUUGCAGAUCUGGUAAGUGUGUUGGAUGGUCUGAUGGAAGAAGGGUCACUCCGUUCCCGGGAGAAGCUCCACUGUGUUCAGACGGUGUUUGCUAUUCUAUCCGGACAGGGGGAGGCUCUCAACAUUGACCCGUCCCGCUUCUACACCCACCUCUACAACAACAUGUUUUACAUUCAUGCUGGCAAAACGUACGAUGAUGCUCGAAUUGUAUUGAGAAUCUUGGAGGUGGUGUUGAUUCAGAGGCGAAAGAAGAUGACACAACAGCGGCUGUUAGCAUUCACCAAGAGACUCAGUAUCCUGGCAACUCAUCUGCUGCACAAUGGAGCCAUGGGCGCGCUGUCUUUGGUUCGGCGAGUCAUGCAGUUGGGUAUGGGAGCAGAUGUGUUGCUGGAUGUGGAUUCUUCACUUGGUCAAGGCAUCUACAAUCCAGAGUUGGAGGAACCAGAGCACUGUAAUGCUGCCAGUUCAGCUAAUCAGUACCAUUGUGUUUCAGUUGGGUAUGGGAGCAGAUGUGUUGCUGGAUGUGGAUUCCACUUGGUCAAGGCAUCUACAAUCCAGAGUUGGAAGAACCAGAGCACUGUAAUGCUGCCAGUUCAGCUAAUCAGUACCAUUGUGUUUCAGUUGGGUAUGGGAGCAGAUGUGUUGCUGGAUGUGGAUUCUUCACUUGGUCAAGGCAUCUACAAUCCAGAGUUGGAGGAACCAGAGCACUGUAAUGCCGCCAGUUCAGCUUUGUGGGAACUAACACUGCUACAGAGACAUUACCAUCCGUCUGUCAGAAUGCUUGCUCAACAAAUAGUCACAAAUGACAACAACAAAACAAAUCAUAUGCCACCAGAAAUUGCAAAACUGGACUCUUUGCAACUGUUUGAACACUUUGACCCGUCCCUGGUGGUGUUUAAGCCAGCAGUUCCUCCCCCACAAAAAGGUAUCUCAGGAGUCGUCAAAGCUAAAGAAGACUCAUCUUUCAUCCAAGAUCUUGAAAAAUCUGUGACUGCAACAUCAUCACAACCCAAUUUGUCCUCAUUGCAUUCUGAGGUGUUGAGUAACAUCAAAGAAUCAAGCAAGAGAAGAAAAACAUGAUGUACAGAAUAAAGUUUGUAUAUAAAUUGUUUUUAAAAA
Homalodisca vitripennis (glassy-winged sharpshooter) is the source of this 2859-nucleotide messenger RNA. RefSeq names its product nucleolar complex protein 3 homolog (gene Noc3). NCBI's taxonomy places the organism in Eukaryota, Metazoa, Arthropoda, Insecta, Hemiptera, Cicadellidae. Gene Ontology annotation, cellular component: nucleolus. Gene Ontology annotation, molecular function: chromatin binding. Gene Ontology annotation, biological process: DNA replication initiation. The record is from RefSeq and is a predicted model, not a curated record.